Molecule: messenger RNA, 2059 nt
Organism: Pongo pygmaeus (Bornean orangutan)
Lineage: Eukaryota; Metazoa; Chordata; Mammalia; Primates; Hominidae
Product: 40-kDa huntingtin-associated protein-like
Exons: 1
Coding region: 13-1491 (492 amino acids)
Biological process (GO): vesicle cytoskeletal trafficking
Cellular component (GO): early endosome
Molecular function (GO): protein binding
Source: RefSeq, a predicted model, not a curated record
GGUCAUGUUGAGAUGGAGAGGCUGUGGGAUGCCUGUAGCAACCUAGACCACUUGCAUUGCAGCCGAGCUAGCAGCAGCUGGUGCCCCGCCAGGCCCCGCGUACCUUCCCAGGGUCUUGGAUCCGCAUCCCCGAGACCCUCGAUUUGCAUACGCCGCUCACAGCCCGGCCAGGCCCCGCCUCCGAUCCCGGCCAGGCCCCGCCUCCGAUCCCGCUCUUUGCAUAUCACCAGGGCAAGGGGUAGGCUCGGGCUGGGGAGCGGGCGCGGGCACGGGCACGCCGGCAGCCCGCCGAGGGGGACGCAGGGCACGUCGCCCCGCCCUGCCCGCCCGCCCGCUGCGGCAGCGCGUCCGGAAGCGCUUGGGGCGGCGAGCAUGGCGGCAGCGGCGGCAGGCCUGGGCGGCGGCGCCGGCCCGGGACCCGAGGCCGGGGACUUCCUGGCCCGCUACCGGCUGGUAUCGAACAAGCUGAAGAAGCGGUUCCUGCGGAAGCCGAACGUGGCGGAGGCCGGCGAGCAGUUCGGACAGCUGGGCCGGGAGCUGCGCGCCCAGGAGUGUCUGCCCUACGCGGCCUGGUGCCAGCUGGCGGUGGCGCGCUGCCAGCAGGCGCUCUUCCACGGGCCCGGGGAGGCGCUGGCCCUCACCGAGGCCGCCCGCCUCUUCCUGCGGCAGGAGCGCGACGCGCGCCAGCGCCUGGUCUGCCCCGCCGCCUACGGGGAGCCGCUGCAGGCCGCCGCCAGCGCCCUGGGCGCCGCGGUGCGUCUGCACCUGGAGCUGGGCCAGCCGGCCGCCGCCGCCGCCCUCUGCCUCGAGCUGGCCGCCGCCCUGCGCGACCUGGGCCAGCCGGCCGCCGCCGCCGGUCACUUCCAGCGCGCCGCCCAGCUCCAGCUGCCCCAGCUGCCCCUGGCCGCGCUGCAGGCGCUUGGCGAGGCCGCCUCCUGCCAGCUGCUGGCGCGCGACUACACUGGCGCCCUGGCGGUCUUCACGCGCAUGCAGCGCCUGGCGCGGGAGCACGGCAGCCACCCGGUGCAGUCACUGCCGCCGCCCCCGCCGCCGGGACCCCAGCCCGGGCCCGGGCCCGGGGCGACGCCCGCCCUACCGGCCGCGCUGCUUCCUCCGAACUCCGGCUCGGCGGCGCCCUCUCCCGCCGCCCUGGGCGCCUUCUCGGACGUGCUGGUCCGCUGCGAAGUGUCCCGCGUGCUGCUGCUGCUGCUCCUGCAACCACCGCCCGCCAAGCUGCUGCCGGAGCACGCCCAGACCCUGGAGAAGUACUCCUGGGAGGCUUUUGACAGCCACGGGCAGGAGAGCAGCGGCCAGCUUCCCGAGGAGCUCUUUCUGCUGCUCCAGUCUUUGGUCAUGGCUACCCACGAAAAGGACACGGAAGCCAUCAAGUCGCUGCAGGUGGAGAUGUGGCCACUGUUGCCUGCUGAGCAGAACCACCUCCUUCACCUCGUUCUGCAAGAAACCAUCUCCCCCUCAGGACAGGGAGUCUGAUCCAUCCCGUUCACCCAAUGACUUUUUGCCCAGGCCGGGACUUUUUGCGUCAGUCACGUUAACCAGAUGACUUUGCCUGUUACCAAACCUCGCGCAUCCACGUUUGCGUCUGGGGAGGAAUAAAAAGACAUCGUUACCGCUUCUGCGUUUUGUUAUUCCUACUGCCGCCGUAGGAAUUAUUUCGUUGGCUGAACGUUACCAGCAUCCCAAGAACACAUUUUGAUAGAAUCAGAGUAGAGGACACGGUUGUCUUCUAAAAAGCCACGACAUGAAAAUGACAGUCCCUUUCGUCUCCUUCCUCCGCUGCUUCCACCCAACGCAGCCUCCUGCCUCCGCCUUUGUUUCAUAGUGAGGAUUUUAUUUUGCACGGCGCCCUCCCUCUAAAUACCUACCCUAGGUGAUUUCAUCCUGCCCCUCAUUUCUUAACAUAUUCCUGUGUCUUUGUAAUGGCCAAACUUCUCCUUCCACUCGUCCGCACGGUACGUCUUCAUGGGAGUCAUUUUAUUCCUUACAGCUUCCUUGUAACCACAGCCCUAAAUCCAUGAUAAAGCUACUCUUGUACUCCUCA